GCCACUGGAAACCUACGGAGAAACAUGCAGGAACUCUGUCACUUUAUUAUAAGGACAUCAAACAUUUAGGAAACUGAGGGCCGAUCUACUGACGAGGACUUUCUGUGUUCACCAGUAUUUAUGGGCUGUUGACACCGGGGGGAAAGUUCGAGGCGUCUGUCUCCAAGAUUUUCUGGCUUCUUCUCAACCUGCAAUUCAAUCAUCAUCAUCAUCAUCACCAUCUUCCUCAUUCAUCCUCCACGACCAAUGGAGCGUCUCUCCUCGAACAGCACCGCGGCUGUGAGGCCGUCCAACUGCAGCGCCUGGGACGAGCGGCGGGGGGCGCCGUACCUGGCUCACCUGGACGUGCAGCUGUACCAGGACUUCUACGCCACGUGGGUCGCUCUCAUGGUGUGUAACUGCCUGAUGCUGGUGGUGGGCGUGGUGCUGAACGGCGGCGCGCUCUACGUGUUCUGCGGCGCCUCCGCCCGCCCCUCGGCCUCCGUGGUCUACACCAUGAACCUGGCCGUGGCCGACCUGCUGGUGGCGCUGUCCUUGUCGGCGCGCAUCGCCCUGUACCACAGCGGGGGCGGCUGCGUGGCCUGCAGCUACGUCCACACCUUCAGCUACUUCGUCAACAUGUACGGCAGCAUCCUGUUCCUCACCAGCAUUUGCGUUGACCGGUACCUGGCGGUGGUCCACGCCUCCAGUACUCUCCAUCGAUGGAGGACCACAGGAGCAGCCAGGUGUGUCAGUGCUGCAGUGUGGUUCAUUGCCGUUGUGGUUACCUAUUCCUUCCAGACCACCGCUCUGGAGUUCAGCGCCUCCUGUGUGCUCCUCCCUGCCUUAUUCUACCUCACCAUCCUGGAGUUCCUCCUCCCGCUGCUGGCUGUGGUGGGCUUCACCCUGCGCGUGGCCUGCUUCCUCUCCUCCAGCCAGGGCCUGAUGCCCCAGCAGAGCCGGGCGCGGCGGGCUCGCGCCAUCAGGCUGCUGGUCACCGUCCUGGUGGUCUUCACCGUGUGCUUCACUCCCUUCCACAUCCGCCAGGUGCUGGUUUACUUCCAGGUGGAGGUGGGAGACGAGGGACCCGGGGGGGAGACGUGGCACGUGGUGGUUUACCACGUCACCGUGACCCUGAGCAGCUUGAACAGCUGCUUGGACCCGGUGGUCUACUGCUUCGUGACGGACAGCUUCAAGAGAGUGUGGAGGACCAGGCGGGCGGGGAGGGAGGGGGGGGAGGGCGAGGCGGAGGCCGGCAACACGAGCGGGGGGGAAGGACAAAGGAAUUCGGUGAAUAAGUGCUCGGGUACGGCUCUGGCAAUAGUUCAGAGCGUGGCCACGCUCGCCCUGACCAGCAGGCAGCUCUCUGCAGGCAGCACAGGCCAGUCAGCUUAGACGGAGGACGUCUGAGGCUAUGGAGGGUGUAGAACAGUCAGAAGCAUGUGAAAUAUUUUAUUAUAUUAGGAGAGGAUUGUAGUAAUAAACUCAAACUCCAGCAUCGUCUCGCCCUUUACAGCAGCGCAUAGCAUAGCAUAAGCAGCUAAAUAUCUUCACUGAUUCAUCUAUUUCUUUGUUAAUUGCAAAGAUCUUUGAAUCUGUGUGAAUAAAUAUAUUGUAUGU
This is a messenger RNA of Betta splendens (Siamese fighting fish), 1599 nucleotides long. Its product is annotated as G-protein coupled receptor 20. The transcript is spliced from 5 exons. Lineage: Eukaryota; Metazoa; Chordata; Actinopteri; Anabantiformes; Osphronemidae. Gene Ontology annotation, molecular function: G protein-coupled receptor activity. Gene Ontology annotation, biological process: phospholipase C-activating G protein-coupled receptor signaling pathway; positive regulation of Rho protein signal transduction. Bases 247 to 1374 code for a protein of 375 amino acids. The record is from RefSeq and is a predicted model, not a curated record. Gene Ontology annotation, cellular component: membrane.